CCGCCACACAAAACAGACCCAUUCCACAUCAACACCGGAACCCAAGACAUGCAGCUCCCCAAGCGCUUCCCGACUCUCCUGGCUCGCGCUGCCCGUCAGAACGCGCGCUCUAUCGUUCGCCGCCAGUCUCGUUCGAUUCUGGCGUUGACGCAAGUGCACUCGACUUCUGCUUCUCGUAAUCUGCAGAGCGUUGCAUUCCCGUCGCUCCGCUUCAGCGCUGCUGCCACAUUCAGCACGCAGGCUGAAGGUCGCGUUGUGGCAAUGGGCGACCGCGUAUCACUGCACAUGGACGGCAAGCUGUCCGGUGGUGAGUCGCUGCCGAAGACUCAGGAAGGCGCUCCACUCAAGUUCAUCGUGGGCAGUGGCCAAGUCUUGCCCGGUGUGGAAGACGCUGUACAGGGCAUGAAGAAGGGCGAAUCCAAAACCGUGGAAAUCGAGCCUGCGCAGGCCUUCGGAGCCGAUAAACAGAUCUUGACUGUCCCGCUUAAGGAGAUGAACCUGCCCGAGAAGGAGCGCGAGAUGCUCGCUGUCGGUCAAGUGUUGGAGCUUGCGGGCGGUGAACGUGCGGUCAUUGUGAAGCUCACAGACGAGUCAAUGGACAUCGACUUGGCCCACCCGUACGCCGGCCAGUCGCUGACUGUGACGCUGGAGUUGGUGGACCACGAGCUGCACUCGGAGCUGCACGUGGACGAGCGUCUGGUGCUGCCCGAAGUCAUUAAAGAGGGGGACAAUGUCACUUUCCCCGUUCGUGGCGAUACUAUGGUCAUGCACUACACUGGCAAACUCGCUAAGGACGGCAAGGUCUUCGACUCGUCACGUGACCGUGGCCAGCCCUUCCAGUUCCAGAUCGGCGUCGGCCAAGUCAUUCGUGGCUGGGACGAGGGCGUUAUGCGCAUGAGCAAGGGCAUGACGGCCACGCUCAACAUCCCGUCGGCCAAGGGCUACGGAGAGGCCGGCGCUGGCGGCGUUAUCCCCCCUGACGCCGACCUGGUGUUCGAGGUCGAGCUGCUGGACAUUGUGCGUCGCUAAGCUCGUGGAAGGAUUGUUUGGAAUUAAUCAAGUGAUUUUUUCAGUGUUCCAAAUGUUUUAAACUUGUUGGUUACACGUCCGU
This is a messenger RNA of Phytophthora nicotianae INRA-310, 1111 nucleotides long. RefSeq lists its product as hypothetical. The record is from RefSeq and is a predicted model, not a curated record. Lineage: Eukaryota; Oomycota; Peronosporomycetes; Peronosporales; Peronosporaceae. The coding region runs from base 49 to 1029 and encodes 326 amino acids. Gene Ontology annotation, molecular function: peptidyl-prolyl cis-trans isomerase activity. The transcript has 2 exons.